This is a messenger RNA of Cuscuta campestris, 550 nucleotides long. The record is from the annotation of a GenBank genome assembly. NCBI's taxonomy places the organism in Eukaryota, Viridiplantae, Streptophyta, Magnoliopsida, Solanales, Convolvulaceae.
GUAAUUUUUGUUGAAAUUGUGUUAGUUAAUUUGACGUUUAUUGAGAAUUUAAGUAAAAUUUAGUUGAAUUUUGUGAUAUAUAUAGUUAAACGAUUUGUAUUGCGAUGAUGAUGGCGGAUGAGAGCGCUAAGCGUUGGUCUCCUGAGAAGUUGCCGGAGCCCGGCGGCAGAGAAGCUGAGGCCUCGGAAAUUCCGAGUGAGAGAGAUUUGGAUUUGGAGAUGGUUUGGAGCCUACUUUCGGACAAUGAUUCUGAUCCAGCACAGGGUAAAAAGAAAGGGGUGCAUGUGCCGUUGGAUGAGGUUAUCAUCCACACAAAGACAAAGAAGCACGACGGAAAGACUUGGGUGGAUCCGGGACAUGCUGAGCUACAGGCCCAAUUCUUCGAACUGCGUGAGGAGGCUUGACAGAAUGGGCUUAAAGGCUAGACAGAAUGAGUUUGUAACUGACGAUUCAGGAGGAGAUAAGGAAGUUAUAUGGUGGUAACCUUCCUCUACGAGGCGAUGAUGAUGGAAAGGGAGGGGCAAGGCAGCCCAGGAAUUGUUGACACCUU